AUGUCCUUAUUUAUUUGUUUUUUAUUUUCCUUCUCUUGCUUUUUAUGCCAAUGUUGUCCUUUUUGUUUUUACUCUAUUUUACUUAUUCUUUCUUUCAUACAUUCGAACUUAUUAUCUUUUUCUCUUUUCUUCAUUCUCUUGCUUGCACUCUAUUCAUUUUUCUUUCUUUCUUUUCAUCCUUCCUUCCUUCUUUCUUUCGAAAUGUUCUCGAUGUCCUACUCUUUAAUUCUUCCACUUCCAUUAUUCUUUCUCUUGCUAGCACACUUUUUAUCUUUCUGUCAUUCUUUUUUUCUUUCUUUUUCUUUCUUUCUUUCCUUCCUUCCUUCCUUCCUUCCUUCCUUCCUUCCUUCCUUCCUUCUAAAUGUUCUCGGUGUAUUAUUCUCUUAUUCUUCCACUUCCAUUCUUUUAAUUUUUUUUCUUUCUUUCUUUCUUUCUUUCUUUCUUUCUUUCCUCCCUUCCUUCCUUCCUUACAUCCUUCCUUUAUUCAUUCUAAAUGUUCUCGGUGUUGUAUUCUAUUAUUCUCCCUCUUCCAUUCUCUUAAUUUUCUUUCUUUCUUUCAUACAUUCGUACUCAUUGUGUUUUUCUCUUUUCUUCCUUCUUUUGCUUUCGCACUUUUCAUUUUUCUUUCUUUCUUUUUAUUUCCUUCCUUCCUUCCUUCCUUCCUUCCUUCCUUCCUUCCUUCCUUCCUUCCUUCCUUCCUUCCUUCCUUCCUUCAUUCAUUCCUUCCUUCCUUCCUUCCUUCAUUCAUUCAUUCCUUCCUUCCUUCCUCCUUUCCUCCCUUCCUUCCUUCCUUCUUUUUCCUUCCUUCCUUCCCUUCUUUCCUUCCUCCUUCCUUCCUUCCUUCCUUCCUUCCUUCCUUCCUUUCCUUCCUUCCUUCCUCUUUCCUUCCUUUCCUUCCUUCCUUCCUUCCUUCCUUCCUUCCUUCCUUCCUUCCUUCCUUCCUUCCUUCCUUCCUUCCUUCCUUCCUUCCUUCCUUCCUUCCUUCCUUCCUUCCUUCCUUCCUUCCUUCCUUCCUUCCUUCCUUCUAAAUUUGAUCGGUGUUCUGUUCUCUUAUUCUUCCACUUCCAUUCUUUUAAGUUUCUUUCUUCACAUUUUGCUUAUGCAAAUUCCUUUCUUUCCAAUUCACUCUAUCUUACUUUCUUCACCUACUUCGAUUUUUAUUCUGUCCCGUUUUUAUUUCUUCCUUACAAAAACAAAUUUGCCAGGCAACGUUUAAAAAACAAUUAA
Acanthosepion pharaonis is the source of this 1227-nucleotide messenger RNA. Lineage: Eukaryota; Metazoa; Mollusca; Cephalopoda; Sepiida; Sepiidae. The record is from the annotation of a GenBank genome assembly.